Messenger RNA from Striga asiatica, 486 nucleotides. Lineage: Eukaryota; Viridiplantae; Streptophyta; Magnoliopsida; Lamiales; Orobanchaceae. The record is from the annotation of a GenBank genome assembly.
AUGCCCGGACCCGAGGAUCAAGAGGUGGCCAAGAAACCUGAGAGUGAGGGGACUUAUGCAGAGAAGAGCAAGGAAAGAGAGUUCUCCUUCUCUCCUUCUCGCCCAACUCUCUCGCGACCAAAGCACCGCUCUUCUCCACCAUCUCCGUUCGUCCCUUCUGACCAUCCACCACCUAGCUCGCCCCUCACUCGCCCCGAUUCGCCGCUAUCUCUCCUAAUCGCGACAACAACCCUAGCCCCAAAUUUUCGUCCGACCAUCACCUCGCCAACGAUUCCGGCCAGUCUUCCAGGCGACCGACGACCUACUUCUCCGGCGAACCACGAGCUCGCGAAUCACGAUCCCUUGUUCUUCAGUCGGGCAACAACCACUCGCCUACUCUCCACUGCUCGCGACAGCUCCCGCCUAGCCUCCGCCGUCCCUUGCUCAUCUCUGGCCCGCGCCAUCACACCUCCGUCCACCAGCACCGCCGGCGUCCGACUUCUCUGA